Molecule: messenger RNA, 1641 nt
Organism: Penicillium hordei
Lineage: Eukaryota; Fungi; Ascomycota; Eurotiomycetes; Eurotiales; Aspergillaceae
Exons: 5
Coding region: 1-1641 (546 amino acids)
Biological process (GO): amino acid transmembrane transport
Cellular component (GO): membrane
Molecular function (GO): amino acid transmembrane transporter activity
Source: RefSeq, a predicted model, not a curated record
AUGUCGCAGUUGAAGGACAUGGCAAAGGAUACUGUUUCCAAUACCCAACCACUGGAUGAUGGAAACAGUGAUAAUAAUCUAGGAGAAGUAGUUCCGUUGCAGAACAAUGCUGGGUUCCACCGAACAUUUACACCCAGACAAAUCCAUGUAAUUUCUCUUGGAGGCCAAAUUGGAGCUGGUCUUUUUAUUUCGAGUGGCGCGAACCUACGCGAUGGUGGUCCUGGUUCUCUUUUUCUCGGCUUCGCAGUCGUAUGCUCAUGUGUAUGGGCAGUCCUUCAGACAGUCAGUGAGAUGACUAUCAGCUUUCCUACUUCUGGUAAUUUUAUCGACUAUGCCGAUCGUUUUGUUGACCCAGCUGUGGCCUUCGCGGCUGGGUUUUCGAUGUGGAUCGGCUGGACAGCCAUUAUCGCUUCAGAAGCGACGUUCUUCUCAGUUAUAGUGAACUACUGGGCAAAGGGGUCUGUUUCUGAAGUUGUUUGGUUGACGAUCUUUCUUAUUAUAAUGUUUAUCAUGUUUAGUCUGCCAAAUACUGUUUUUGGAUGGUUUGAGUACUUUACCUCUAUCCUGAAGAUCUUUGUUCUGAUCCUAUUUAUCAUUGUCGGUAUCGCCCUUAUUUUCGGUGCUGGUUCACAUGGUAGCCUACACCAUGGUCAUGCAUGGCAAGACGAAGCCUUCCUGAAUGGGUUCAAGGGGUUCGGAAACAGUGUUCUACUCGCUAUUCUCGCAAUUGGAGAUAACACGUUUACUGGAUUCCUUGCUGGAGAGUCUAAGAGCCCGCGAUUUUCUGUCGCCCAUGCAGUAUUCUUGAUCCCAAUCCGAGUCUCAAUUUUCUAUCUGGGUUCUAUGGUCUUGAUUGGAAUCCUAGUUUCUCCUCACAACACCAAUCUACUAGGGAGCAGUGGUAUCGCCGCAUCACCUUUUAUCAUUGCUAUUGAACAGGCCGGGAUCAAGGGUCUUCCGGACUUGCUUAAUGUGAUCAUCCUAUUUGCAGUGGCGGCUAUUGCUGCUGAGAGCUUUUUCAUCGCCUCGCGAAUUCUCCAAUCGAUGGCUCAUCAAGGAUUGAUCUCGCCCUAUUUAGCAAAGGUUGAUUCACGAGGGCGCCCUCGAGUUUCUCUCGCAAUCACAGGUGCUCUCUGUAUUACCCUAACAUACAUCAACCUCAGUGGAGAAGGUAUAACUGUGUUCAACUGGCUGUCUCAGAUUGCUAGCACGGGAUACUUCAUGGUGUGGUUUGUUAUAUCCAUUACCUCGUUUCGCUUUCGAGCGGCUCUCAAGGCUCAGAAUGACCCGCUCUUCGCGCAAACAUACGCUUGGAAAUGCAGUAUCUGGCCGUUUCCUCCGAUGUGGCUGCUUACGUGCUGUUGCUUUUAUAUCGCAUGUUCUCUAUACCUUGCUUUGUACCCUAUUGGAUCAAAUACUCCAACCGCAUACUACUUCUUUCAGUAUAUGUUUGGUCUAGUUUUGAUUGUGUUCAGCACCAUCGCCUACAAGCUCAUUUAUCGAACCAAGCUCCGAGAUCCUCGAACAGUGGACCUACAAACAGGAAGGAGGACUCUUGGUACAGAAGAGAUUUUGGAGUUGGAUAAAUAUGAGCAGAUGCCCUCUUGGAGGAAAUUUGUCACUUUCGUACAACUGUGGUAG